Molecule: messenger RNA, 2058 nt
Organism: Seriola aureovittata
Lineage: Eukaryota; Metazoa; Chordata; Actinopteri; Carangiformes; Carangidae
Gene: oser1
Product: oxidative stress responsive serine-rich 1
Exons: 4
Coding region: 421-1548 (375 amino acids)
Biological process (GO): cellular response to hydrogen peroxide
Source: RefSeq, a predicted model, not a curated record
GCGUUGUUGCAGAGUCACUGCGACUGUUUCGACUGUAAACAAGGGAUAUCACGGAGAAAACUCAGGAAUCGGGCCUCAACAUCUGCGCAGUUCAUCCCUGUUUUUUUUCACAGCUGAUAUUAAUUCGUGAGUGAUUUCGUGAGACGAGUCUAGCCAUCCGAGCUCAGUCUUUUUCCUAAAGGCACAGGUCGUGUUUUUUUUUUUUUAGCGGAGACAGACAGUUGCUCAGAGCUAGCCUCUCGAGCUAGCCACUCGGUCCCUUCAGCUUGCCUUAGCUUGUCGAUAGCCUUUCUGGCUACUCAACAUCUGAGGGCCUGUUUGUGAGGGAAAAUCACUUUAUGCCCUGGGUAUAUCUCUCUCUUCAUUGCGACCAGGAUAUCCUGAACCCUGGGUGGCUGGUCAGAGCGGCCUCCUCCCACCAUGGAGGCAGGAGGGAAGGACUGUGAAGAGGAAACACUGCAGACGGCGUUUAAGAAGCUGAGGGUCGAUGCUGAGAGCGUACCUGGAGCUGUGAGUGUUUCGGAGGCGCUGGCUCCCAGAGGAGCGUCGCGACCUUGUCUCGACACCAGCGGAGCGAAGCCCAAACUCAGCUGCCCGAAGGACAACUGGCAUGGCUGUAUGAGGAAAACUUCCAGAGGAGCAUCCAGAACCCAGCGGCGUCGGAGAUCCAAGUCCCCCAUCCUCCACCCCCCAAAAUUCACCUACUGCAGCACCGCCGCAGCCUCUGCACUGUCGCCCCCUAGUGGCUGCCUGAAGCACCAGCGCCUGGUCGUGCCUGAGCCCGUGGAGCCCCAUCCUCCGGUCGAUGGAAGAACAGCCUCCUCCGCCGCUCUCCCGGCCCAGAAAGAGCUCUCUUCUUCAGGCACACCCGGCCACAUCUCUCCUCUGGUUUUUGGAUCUUGCGCUGGGUAUGAAACACGUAUUGGAGCUGUGGUUUCCUCGCCAGAGAUCCACACUAUCACUUCUGCUGCGACAUCAUCCAGGCAGGAGGGGGAAAGCUCUGGAGACGUCAAGUCGAGCGAGGAGGGCGGUCCGGAGAAAAGUGCCUGUGAUGGAGCGGAUCCUGGAGCGGAAGCAGCUCGGAGAUCUGGACCCGUCGAGGCCACUGACUUCCGAGCUUUAUCCGAGCUCCACUGCUCUGCAGACGGCCCCCACCUGCCCUGCUCCUGUGCCCAGAGAAGCAGUUCAGAUUCCCAGGAGGAGAGCCAGCAGGGGGCUGAAUGUCAGUGCCGGUCGCACCAUCAGGGCUGGCACGGCGUGGAGGUGUACUCCUUCACGGGGCUCCGCAACGUCAUCUCAGAGUGCGAGACGAGCCUGCCGAGCCACGACGGCGCCCCCAGAACUCUCAGCACCAACAGUAACGCCACCGCCGCUUCUUCGUCACCUUCGCCGUCACCGCCGUUGUCGUCGGGCUCUCCCCGCUCGUGUUCGGAGCAGGCGCGGGGCUACGUGGACGACAUCACGAUAGAGGACCUUUCUGGCUACAUGGAGUAUUAUCUAUACAUCCCCAAGAAGAUGUCACACAUGGCUGAGAUGAUGUACACUUAAAAAAAAAUCUAAAUAUUAUUAUUAUUAUAAUAUGAAAUAAGGAAAUAAUAAAGUAAAGAGGUUUUUUUUCUGUUAUUUAGAGAAAAGGUGGCCUCGGAGGAAUGUCACUGUUGGAUAGAAGAAUGGAUCAGGCAUGAAAGGUGUAAUUUAAAAUAUACAACACCACUGAUUUUUAACCCAAGUUGAGCUUUCUCCAUUUUCCCUGCCCUCCGCUUGAGCCUUCCCGCCCAGAAACACAUGACAGACAACCAUUUUCUCAUUAGUUUUCACUUUCACCUUCUUUUUUUGUGCUACAUGGGUAAUUUUUUGUUUUUUUGAUUUUUAUUUUUCAGUUUACAAAUGAAGUUGCCAAAGCUCUUGGGGCAGGGUCUUGCAGAACGAAAUAUCGGUAGGAAUAUGCAAACUUGUGUUGCAGAGUGUGAUUAUGUUUGUGGUGUUGUGACUUUGAAAGUCACCUGUCUGGAUUUCAUUUCCUUCAAUAAAGACGCAAAAUGUUUUUGUUGGAAAAAA